AUGGCCCACGAAAACCGAAUUCACCAGCUCGAAGACAUUGCAAACCGAAGUCCGCAACAUGAAGGGAAAUGGGACGCCCUCGCCGCCGGCGAAAUGAGUGUAUCGUCCUCACACAGCGGAACGACGUACCUUGUGCCAGUCCCGGUGACUUUAAAAGCACAGCUUGGAAGCCCGACUGCUCUAGCCAUUGGUGCCUUUUCCACGACUUUGACGACGUUGGCAUUGGCUUUGAUGGAGUUCAGAGGCCUCACGAUCACCAACGUUUUCAUCGGCAACUUCUUCUUUGUCGCAGGCAUCGGCAUGGUCAUAUCAGCGCAGUGGGAACUCGUCCUGGGGAACACGUAUGCGUAUACCGUUCUCUCCGCUUUCGGAUUUUUCUAUGGUGGUUUUGGCGCUAUCAUUACGCCUUUGUUUGGAGUUCAGGCGGCCUAUGGAACAGAUACAGCAGGGUAUAACAAUGCGCUGGGGUUUUUUGUGCUCAUGCAGAUGGCGUUCACAUUGGUUGCUGCCUCCUAUUUCGCAACGGCCGACGGGCAUGCGGGUACAGCAUUAGGACUCAAGAAGACAGCAGGGGCAUUCGCCUUCCUCAGUGGGCUUCUGGGUUACUAUACGGUCGCAAAUCUGAUGUGUCAAGAGGCCAUGUUCCUUUCGUUUCCGAUGGGAGAUACAAGCAGGUUUUUCUCGGCGAAGAAAACUCAAGAUUGA
Molecule: messenger RNA, 705 nt
Organism: Letharia lupina
Lineage: Eukaryota; Fungi; Ascomycota; Lecanoromycetes; Lecanorales; Parmeliaceae
Exons: 4
Coding region: 1-705 (234 amino acids)
Cellular component (GO): plasma membrane
Molecular function (GO): acetate transmembrane transporter activity
Source: RefSeq, a predicted model, not a curated record